ACCGGAGCAGAGGUUUAUUAACGAGCAGCGGUGACAGUGAGCGCACACGGAGAACACCAUCGCGCAUUUUAUCGCGUAAUUUUACAUUCAGGGACGCACGGAAAUAAUGAAAACAUCGUGAAAAUGUGCUGCGAGCAGUUGGAUUAAAACUCACCUUUCAAAUCCAGCAAAAACGGGGGCAUUUCUGGAUCACACCGAUAUCUAUUCAGUUUAGAGCGAAGAGAGCAGGCAUGUCGUCGGAAAAACACGGUCUGGAUGAUGCGGGUCGUCAGUCCAUGCAGCCGCCCCCGUACCUGCCCGGUCCGGACCCCAACAUGGCCGUCACUGCAGGUGGGGGCCCUCAGGGUGUACAGCCCGGGUACCCCGCUCCUCCAGCCCCUCCUCCCGGGACAGAGGGCUACCUGCAGGAGACCCAGUUCCACUGCGCCCCUCCGCCUCCACAGGGUUACACGGUCCAAACGCAGGGGCCAGGGGGGGCCAUGACACACCCGCCUGUGGGGUACAUACACCCGGGAUACCAACUCCAGCUGCAGCCCUGCACCGCCUACGUCCCUGUCUAUCCAAUGGCAUCGGGUCAGCCGUACAUGCCGGGCACAGCAGGUCACCCUGGUAUUCCCCCCGCUCAGAUCCACCCCAUGCAGAUGCCCCCCAGUAUCACUCUGAUGGACCGCAGACCUCCUCACGACUACCUGCCCAUCGCCGUCCUCACCACCGUCUGCUGCUUCUGGCCCACGGGAAUCAUCGCAAUCAUCAAAGCCGUGCAGGUGCGGACGGCCAUCGCUCGGGGGGACAUGGUUACCGCGGAGAUUGCAUCGCGUGAAGCUCGUAACUUCUCCUUCAUCAGUUUGGCGGUGGGCAUUGCCUCCAUCGUCCUGUGCACCAUCCUCACCGUGGUCGUCAUCAUCGCGUCCCAGCACCAUGACGACGACUGGGAGCCAUAGCGACAAUAACAGCUAACCCACACAACAAUUAUAGAAAUGAAACGCCGUACGUCUUUAGAUAGAAACUGAAUAUACAGAGGAGUGAUCAUAGCAAUGUCAAUGCACUGCUAAGAGUCUUAUAUAUGCAGUCUUUCAAAUACAGAUAUUAACCCAAAACCAUAAGGCACGGGAUGGUAGAUAUUUUGAUAAUUGCUGUGUAAAAGUGCACUAUGUAACUUUAAAGGUCUGGGAGUCAGCCACCUGCUUGUCUUGCCUGACCUGAGAUGUUCCACUUUAUGGCAUUAAAGUUUUAUUGCUUAAAAAUACCUUUAAAACAUGCUUCUCCACAGAUCUUACCUGUAACUUGGCCUGCUGACACCACCCGGUUGUGUCCAUGGAUAUAGUUUAAUGUCAUACUAUGGAACAUUACAGACAAAGCAGAAAUGUCUCCAUGGGGACAAGCAUGUAGCAGAAACGUUACCCUCCACCAGAAAAGUUGCAUAGUGCGUCUUUAAUUUCAACAGCGUUCGUUUACGUUUAUGAGUAUUUCAUGAACAUUAUCUUAACACAUUCAAAAACCAUGAACCAAAACUUGUACUGUAUCAACCAGCUGCCUCUCAUUUACAUCGGCAUGAGAAGGUACAAUUAGACAGACGGUUUUAGAAAUUCUGUUUUCGUAUUAUAGAAAAUCCUAGCAAAAUUUGACUUUUAUUUCUUUUUAAAAAUCUUGUAAAACCAUUGCUUAGCUGAAAAUUUCUGUUUAAUUUCAUUUUGAGUUUGGCACAUUUUGAGAAAUCACCUAAACUACCAUUCAUCCUUUGCUUAUAGACAUCAGUGGUGGAAGGUAACGAAGUACAAGUAGUAAAGUACUGUACUUAAGUAAUUUUUUUAGGUAUCUGUACUUUACUUGUCAAUUUUACAGUGGAUAUUUUUUGCUUGUACUUCACUACAUCUGAGAGCAGUAUCUGUACUUUCUGCUCCACUACAUUUUUGAACUGGACUAAGAAGUUAAAAAGUACUUUUCACAUGAUUUGAGGGUUAUUUUUACCAUGUUUGUGGAAACAUCCUGACUCAAGUUUACAAGUUCAAGCUUCGGCUUUGAGAAAACAAAAAUAAAUACACAAAAUUCAGAAGAAAAAUUUUGAAAUGGGUUUGUAUUGCUACUUUUGACCAAAAUAUGUCUCAUUUUUAAUCAAUAUCACUACAUUUAACACUUUAACAAAUUAACAACACUUGUGUGAAAUUCUUUUACUUUUUACUUUUAAAGUACAUUUUUAAACAGGUACUUUAAAUGCUUUUACCUAAGUAGAUUUAUUUAUGUGAUACUUUUACUUUUACUUGAAAACUUUUUACCUUUGUAUCUGUACGUUUACUUAAGUAACAAAAUGUAGUACUUCAUCCACCACUGAUAGACAAACACAUGACAAACUCCAAUUAAUGUGUGUCGAUAAUUAGACUAAAUAAAUCCACUUUUAACAGUAUUAAGUCUUAUUAAUACAGCUGUAAUCUGACUUCCAUGUUUCUACUAAAUUACCUGUUUUAACCAACUACUACACACAUACAAAAUUAAUCAGAAGUGUGUGUGUGUGUGUGUGUAUGUGUGUCUGUGUCAAUGUGUGUGUCUGUGUCUGUGCGUGUGUGUGUGCGUCUGUGUGUGUGUAAACAGCUGCAGAUUACAAUGACACAGACAAACUGUGACUGCAGUGGAAGAACAAAGCCUCUCUCAUUAAGUAUUUAUUCUUUUGUUUUAUUCAUUGGGGCCUUUGCUGUUUGUAUCCUCUGAAUCAACUUACAGAUAAAGUUUUGUAGAUUUUAAUUAAGGUUUUGAGUUUAUUUAUUAAAAAAAAUAUGUGCCAUUUACACUGACCAGGUGAAAAACCUCUUUAAUAUUGCCAAACUGCAUAAGAGAGUGUUCCCAGUGAGUUAAAGAUACACUAUGUAACUUUUCUGAUGGAGGGUCCGGCUCCUGCUUUGCCUGGAGAAUAUUCCAGAUAAAGCAAUAGCAAACCAAGGAGAUGUCAACCGAAAAAGUUAUAUAGUGUACUUUUCAAAUGGCUUGAAUUCAGAAUAUUGAUCUCGUUUUGAUUUGUUUAGUUUAAUUUACAAGCACCACAUACUUUUUCUGUCACGUUUAUAAGGCGUUAGCUUAAAAGUGAAUCUGUAUGUAAGAAGAUGUAUUUGAUUUUAAGUCAAUUCAUCUAUUUGUCCAUUUUUACAUCAUCUAGAUCAGUGGUUCUUAACCUGGGUUCGAUCGAACCCGAGGGGUUUGGUGAGUCAGUGUCAGGGGUUCGGCGGAGGUCAAGACACGCACCGACUCAUAUGAUUCACAGACUGUGAGCGUUUCCAGACGCUGGCCGUGUCCCAGUUUGACAAAUGCACCCUUUGAUGUGCCUAUCGACGUACCUGCCCGACUUAAAUGAGCCGUUCGAAUGGCAUAAAAACAUAAAACGACAU
Messenger RNA from Periophthalmus magnuspinnatus, 3374 nucleotides. It is a transcript of the gene prrt1, whose product is annotated as proline-rich transmembrane protein 1. The transcript has 4 exons. Lineage: Eukaryota; Metazoa; Chordata; Actinopteri; Gobiiformes; Gobiidae. Bases 231 to 941 code for a protein of 236 amino acids. Gene Ontology annotation, cellular component: membrane. The record is from RefSeq and is a predicted model, not a curated record.